Messenger RNA from Delphinapterus leucas (beluga whale), 5113 nucleotides. It is a transcript of the gene RANBP17, whose product is annotated as RAN binding protein 17. Gene Ontology annotation, biological process: protein export from nucleus. Gene Ontology annotation, molecular function: small GTPase binding; nuclear export signal receptor activity. Lineage: Eukaryota; Metazoa; Chordata; Mammalia; Artiodactyla; Monodontidae. The record is from RefSeq and is a predicted model, not a curated record. Gene Ontology annotation, cellular component: nuclear pore; cytoplasm.
GCCUACGCUCCCUCCCCUCGGGUGCUCGGGGCGCCGACUGGCGCCGCCCCCCGGGAAGAUGGCGCUGCACUUUCAGAGUUUGGCUGAAUUGGAAGUAUUAUGUACUCAUCUCUACAUAGGGACUGAUCUUACACAAAGAAUAGAGGCUGAGAAAGCACUCCUGGAACUUAUUGACAGCCCAGAAUGUCUCAGCAAGUGUCAACUUUUAUUAGAACAAGGAACAACAUCCUAUGCUCAACUCCUUGCAGCAACAUGUCUUUCAAAACUUAUUAGCCGAGUCAGUCCUUUGCCGAUUGAACAAAGAAUAGAUAUCAGAAACUACAUUCUUAAUUAUGUGGCAUCACAACCCAAGCUGGCUCCCUUUGUCAUCCAAGCUCUAAUUCAAGUCAUUGCUAAAAUUACUAAAUUGGGGUGGUUUGAGAUUCAGAAAGACCAGUUUGUCUUCAGAGAAAUUAUUGCUGAUGUGAAGAAGUUUCUUCAGGGUACUGUGGAACACUGCAUAAUAGGAGUAAUAAUCCUCUCAGAAUUGACUCAGGAAAUGAACCUGGUUGAUUAUUCUAGACCUUCAGCAAAACACAGGAAAAUAGCUACCUCAUUUCGUGACACUUCUCUUAAAGACAUUUUAGUGCUAGCAUGCUCUCUUCUAAAAGAGGUGUUGGCCAAGCCUUUAAACCUUCAGGAUCAAGGUCAACAAAACCUAGUAAUGCAAGUCUUGAAACUGGUCCUCAACUGCCUUAACUUUGACUUCAUUGGCAGUUCAGCAGAUGAAUCUGCAGAUGAUCUUUGCACAGUACAGAUUCCAACAACUUGGAGAACAAUUUUCCUGGAACCAGAAACAUUGGAUCUUUUCUUUAAUUUGUAUCAUUCACUUCCACCACUCCUAUCUCAGUUAGCACUUUCAUGUUUAGUUCAGUUUGCGUCUACAAGAAGGUCCUUAUUUAGCAGUCCUGAACGUGCCAAGUACCUUGGUAAUUUAAUCAAGGGAGUAAAAAGGAUACUUGAAAACCCUCAGGGUUUGUCCAAUCCAGGUAAUUAUCAUGAAUUUUGUCGAUUUUUGGCUCGUUUAAAGACGAAUUACCAGCUGGGAGAAUUAGUUAUGGUGAAGGAGUAUCCUGAAGUUAUCAGAUUGAUUGCUAAUUUUACCAUUACUAGCCUACAGCAUUGGGAAUUUGCUCCCAACAGUGUUCAUUAUUUAUUAACUCUCUGGCAAAGGAUGGUAGCAUCAGUUCCUUUUGUGAAAUCAACUGAACCCCACUUAUUAGACACUUAUGCACCAGAAAUCACGAAGGCCUUUAUCACUUCUCGGUUGGAAUCUGUUGCCAUAGUUGUGAGAGAUAAUUUAGAUGAUCCACUGGAUGAUACCGCCACUGUGUUUCAGCAGUUGGAGCAGUUGUGCACUGUUAGCAGAUGUGAAUAUGAGAAGACAUGCACUCUUCUUGUACAGUUGUUUGAUCAAAAUGCACAGAAUUACCAAAAGCUUCUGCAUUCAGCUUCUGGAAUAACUGUGGACAUGGCAAUUCAGGAAGGACGUCUUGCCUGGCUGGUAUACUUGGUUGGGACAGUUGUUGGAGGAAGAUUAACAUAUACCAGUACAGAUGAACAUGAUGCUAUGGAUGGAGAAUUAUCCUGUCGAGUUUUUCAGCUUAUAUCUUUAAUGGAUACCGGAUUGCCUCAGUGUUCUAAUGAGAAAAUAGAACUUGCAAUUCUGUGGUUCUUGGAUCAGUUUCGUAAAACAUAUGUUGGUGAUCAACUUCAGCGAACCUCAAAGGUUGUACGCCUGAGGAGUGAUGUGUCCAGAGUUCCAAAGAAGGCUUGGAAAAUAGUUCAGGUAUAUGCCCGUAUGUCAGAAGUCUUAGGAAUAACAGAUGACAACCAUGUUCUAGAAACAUUCAUGACGAAAAUUGUUACAAACCUUAAAUACUGGGGAAGAUGUGAGCCUGUCAUUUCAAGGACUCUUCAGUUCCUAAAUGACCUUUCUGUUGGCUAUAUCCUUUUAAAAAAACUUGUGAAGAUAGAUGCCGUGAAAUUCAUGUUAAAAAAUCACACGAGUGAACACUUCCCCUUUCUUGGCAUCAGUGACAGUUACAGUCUCAGUGACUUCAGGUGCCGAACAACCUUCUACACAGCCCUCACUCGUCUUCUGAUGGUAGAUCUAGGCGAAGAUGAGGACGAAUUUGAGAAUUUCAUGCUGCCUCUUACAGUCUCUUUUGAAACAGUGUUACAGAUAUUCAAUAACAACUUUAAACAAGAAGAUGUAAAGCGUCUGUUGAUCGGGCUGGCAAGAGAUCUUCGAGGGAUUGCCUUUGCACUGAACACAAAGACCAGCUACACCAUGCUGUUUGACUGGAUGCUUUAUAAAAGGUACCCAACAUAUAUUCCCAUUCUUCAGAGGGCUGUUGAGCAGUGGUAUGGAGAGCCAGCAUGUACAACUCCCAUCUUAAAACUUAUGGCAGAACUGAUGCAAAACAGAUCCCAGCGUUUGAACUUUGAUGUAUCAUCUCCUAAUGGAAUUCUUCUCUUCAGAGAAGCUAGUAAAAUGAUUUGCACUUAUGGUAAUCAGAUCCUGUCCCUUGGGAGCCUCUCAAAAGAUCAGAUUUAUCCAAUGAAACUCAAGGGCAUCUCCAUCUGCUAUUCAGCUCUCAAAUCUGCCUUGUGUGGAAAUUAUGUCAGCUUUGGCGUCUUCAAGUUGUAUGGGGACAACCAUUUUGACAAUGUACUCCAGGCCUUUGUCAAAAUGCUGCUGUCAGUGUCCCACAGUGACUUGCUACAAUAUCGGAAACUGAGCCAGUCUUAUUAUCCACUCCUGGAAUGUCUCACCCAGGACCACAUGAGCUUCGUCACCAACUUAGAGCCUCCUGUACUCCUAUAUGUUCUCACAUCUAUCUCAGAGGGACUCAGUACUCUUGAUACAGUUGUCUCCUCCAGCUGCUGUACCAGUUUAGACUACAUCGUCACCUACCUCUUCAAGCACAUAGCAAAAGAGGGCAGGAAGCCACUUCGAUGCAGAGAGGCUGCCCAGGCUGGUCAGAGACUAUUACAUUUUAUGCAGCAAAAUCCAGAGGUCCUGCAGCAGAUGAUGUCUGUCCUCAUGAAUACCAUUGUCUUCGAAGACUGUCGGAACCAGUGGUCAGUAUCCAGGCCUCUCCUGGGGCUCAUCCUGCUCAACGAGAAGUAUUUCAGUGAACUGAGGGCAAGUCUGAUAAACAGCCAACCUCUCCCCAAGCAGGAGGUCCUUGCCCAGUGCUUCAGGAACCUAAUGGAAGGAGUGGAGCAGAACCUGUCUGUCAAGAACAGAGACAGGUUCACCCAGAACCUCUCGGUCUUCAGAAGAGAUGUGGCAGAGGCCCUGCGCAGUGAUGGCAGCACCGAACCGUGCAGUCUGGACAUGAUGAGCUGACCCGACUUCUGACCGUGUGCCGAGCAGCUUUUAUCAAGAGACUUGUGGGUCUGGAUCCCAGGACAGUGAUGUUGGCUAGCCCAGGGGAAUCUAUUUUUCAAAACAAACAAACAACAACAACAAGAGUCCUACCUUUUUAUAAGCCUGGCCUAAUUGUAAGAAUUUAUAAUAGCGCACAAACAAUGUAAAUUCAGUCUUUGCACUGAAAAAGCAAAAGAUGUGUUUUCAGUCUUUCUAUAAAACAGCAUUUAUCUUUGUUCUUAUAAUGCUCUGAAAGGGUGUAGAGACAAUAUUUAACCAAAGAAUAUAAUAAACCAGGUUUACGCCUAAGUGUGUACUAGUUAAUGGUUCUGCAGUCAAGGUUGUGAAUUUGUGAGAGAUGCAACCUUCAACAUAGAUCCCGGAUUGAGACAAAUAUACCAUUUGAACCUGUUAAAUUAGUAGUUUGUUAUGAGUCUGGAAAAAGCAGCACUGGGGACUCUGAGCUGUGGGCACUUAAGAACGAGCCUGGGAGCUCUCCAGAGCAUCCCACAGGACUGCACACAGCCCUCUCCGCCUCAGCAGCGUCUGACAAAGUUGAGAGACAGUAACACAAUUAAAUGACUUACAAACAACGUUUGCUCUUCACUGGCAUAAAUCUGAAGUGGUUCAGUCUAGAAGAAUUAAGCUGUGCAAUUACUGCCUGCAGAGAUAUUUCUUCAAAAGCAGCUCUGCCUUCUCGGGCCACCCAAAACAGUUCUAGGUGCUAAAGUAUAGAUUUUCAGAGGAUGUGGAUCAGCUGGUUUUCAUCCUUCCACAAAAACUCUUACUACUGUGGGGACUGCAGCUCGGCCCAAACCCAGGACAAGGAGGAAGCCUUUACAGUUUGUGAGGGACUGGAGCUAGGCUAUUAAUUUGAGAUUGCCACUGUGAGAUGGCUUUGGUGUCUCACCGCUCCGUCUUCAUGGCUCAGGCUUGUAGUAAAUAUUGUUCCCUUUAUUUCUGAUAAGACAUGAAAGGUUGGCCUUACUGUUGAAGAAGAAGUAAAUCUACAAGCUCCUGUUAUAAUCUCAUUUCUCAGACUAGUAUUUCUUGAAAAGUUUCUUGAUAGCUGAGUUUUACAACAGGCUUGUCACAGAAUAGCAAAGUCACCCAAGUUUAUCUCAAAAUGUUUGUCUUCCGUGUGUGAACCCAGGAAAUCAGGGAAAAGUGUGUGUUCUAGGUAGGGUUACUUCUGGUAUCUAAUGGAGAAGGAAGCCUCAGCCUUACACUAUGUUUCGUUAGCAGUGGGAUAAAUUUCCACAAGAAGGCAAAUUCUGAACUUCAUAAAACCUCAACUGUUUAGAGAAGUCUGACUUGAGAAUUUUCUAUUUCUCAUGGGCUUAUUACUGUACACUACUCAUCCCCAAAAAAACCCUUCAUAGAAGACCUAUCCCCUUCUGACACUGUUUUUUGGUUUGUUUGUUUUUUGUUUUUGUUUUUGUUUUUGAAAAAGGUCCAAGACCUGGGAGUUCCCUAGUGGCCUAGUGGUUAGGAUUCCGGGCUUUCACUGCCAUGGCCCGGCUUCAACCCCCAGUCGGGGAACUAAGAUCCUGCAAGCCGCGUGGCGUGGCCAAAGUAAGUAAAUAAAUAAAAAGGUGCAAGACCUAAAAGCACCGUAUUAUUUGCAUUAAAAUGCUCACAAGAAAAUCACCAUGUGUACUUGCUUUUCUUGACCACAUCGCCAAAGGUCGCCUG